GGGAGGGGUCAGAGUCAUUGUACAGCUGGUUGCAGCCUGUGUCUUGCACAACACAGGAGAUGGCUGGAGAGGGAAGGUGCAGCCUGGGCACUGUGCUGUGUGUGAUCACAGGGGCCUCCCGGGGGUUUGGCAGGAGCCUGGCAUGGGAACUGUGCCCGAGAGUGAUGCCAGGCUCUGCCCUUCUGCUGGUGGCCCGCACAGAGCAGGCGCUGCGUGUCUUGGCCGAGGAGCUGACACUCCAGUACCCGGAGAUCGGCGUGAAAUGGGUGGCAGCAGAUUUGGGCACAGCAGACGGGGUGAAGAAGACGGUGCAAGCUGCACAGGAGCUGAACGGACGGGACGCGGCACAGAGGAUCCUCAUUAUCAAUAACGCAGGGUCUCUGGGUGAUAUUUCCAAAUCUUUUCUGGACUUCACAGACCCCCUAGAGGUGGACAGAUAUUUCUCCUUCAACGUGUCAUCGGCGCUGUGUCUGACCUCCUCCCUGCUGAAGGUCUUCCAGAGACGUCCUGGGCUGCAGCGGCUGGUGGUCAAUCUCUCAUCUCUGGCUGCCCUGCAACCGUUCAAGUCCUGGACGCUGUACUGCGCCGGAAAGGCGGCUCGGGAUAUGAUGUUCAAGGUGCUGGCCGAGGAGGAGACGGAUGUCCGUGUACUCAACUACGCACCAGGGCCCUUGGAUAACGACAUGCAGAAGGAAGUGCGGACACAGACUAAGGAUCCCGACUUGCGUCUCCAAUUUAUUAACAUGAAGAAAGAAGGAAAACUUGUGGACUGUCACGUGUCGGCCCGCAAGAUGCUGGACAUUCUCCAGGCGGACGCCUACAAAUCUGGCGAUCAUGUGGAUUUUUUUGAUUGAUGUUGGGCUGUGAUCGACUUUCAAUGACGAUCUUCUGUUUUUGUAAAAGGGAUAUAGAGGCUGGCUCCGCCUACAAGUGGGCUUAGUGUUGCACUUCUUAUCUUCUUGCGUUGCUCAGGACUUUACUGGUAAGAUCUCCCCAUGUGGAAUCCCAGCAAUUACAAACCCUAAACAAUAUUUUUUUAGUUUCUGCUACAAAACAUUUCCAAUAAAAAUCGAAUUUCUUCCUACA
Messenger RNA from Rana temporaria (common frog), 1086 nucleotides. Its product is annotated as sepiapterin reductase-like. Gene Ontology annotation, molecular function: sepiapterin reductase (NADP+) activity. The record is from RefSeq and is a predicted model, not a curated record. The transcript is spliced from 3 exons. Lineage: Eukaryota; Metazoa; Chordata; Amphibia; Anura; Ranidae. Bases 60 to 854 code for a protein of 264 amino acids. Gene Ontology annotation, biological process: tetrahydrobiopterin biosynthetic process.